AUGACUUCUGUUUUGAGUAUUUACGGCAACAACUCUGAAGAAAAACAUGGGUGGCUGGCUUCCAAGGUUAUCCACAAGGUCAAAUCUAAAGGUAGACUUUACAUGGCUAAAAAGGCUUUUAAAUACAUAUCUGAAUUUUUAACAAUUGUAAAAAUGGACUCUUAUGAACAAGCCUUCUAUGCCAAAUCCUUUGCUCUACCAAUCCCCCAGGAGAAGCUUUCGCAACUGGAACCCAGUCAAUUUCAGUCAUACUGGGAUAGUGGAUACAUUUCAUUUCUGGAAAAAGAUGAAGCUAAAGAAAUACUGAAAUCUCAUGGAACAAAAGAUUUGUUUUCCAAAAAGGAACGCAAAGCUUUCAUCAAGUCAAUUGAAUAUGGUGCUGGUAACAGUCUGGCUGUAUGCAUCAAUUCAAUUUAUAAAAAUCUUAGUGAUAACAGCUAUUUUGAAAAAAGUGAUGAGGAAGAAGAACAAGAAGAACAAGAAGAAGCUGCUGAGGGUGUCAAACCUGAAGAAUCUACUGAACUAAAAAAUGAUGUUGUUGCCAACCUUGAAACUAAAGAAUCCAAGACUGAAGAAUCCAAUACUGAAGAAUCGGCACCAAAACUUGAAAAAUUAAAAAAGCCACAAGAAAAGGAACUUUUGAAUGAAAAAAUAAAUUCUUCUGAUACAUUUUUCUUUAACAUUUUGACACUUUACUACAUGUCGCAAGUCUACCAUGCCAACAAGUCCAACGAGGCUAUGAAAGAUUAUGCUGAAGCACUUAAAGAAAAUGUUGUUAUAACACCUGAAACUAACGUUUACGAUUUUAAGGGGAAUCAGGUCUCAUUGAAGGAACUAGGAAAAUAUCGCUCACACAGUAGUGAGUAUAACAUGUUGCCUCUGGCAGAAGAAGGAACUCCUACUGGGUACAAGAUUAAUGGUGUGCUAAGGAAACCUGAAGAACUUUGGAAGUACAUUACAGUCGAACAGUCUUCGCUUUAG
This is a messenger RNA of Magnusiomyces paraingens, 981 nucleotides long. RefSeq lists its product as uncharacterized. The transcript has a single exon. NCBI's taxonomy places the organism in Eukaryota, Fungi, Ascomycota, Dipodascomycetes, Dipodascales, Dipodascaceae. The coding region runs from base 1 to 981 and encodes 326 amino acids. The record is from RefSeq and is a predicted model, not a curated record.